UUCACAAAAAAUGCUUAUUUGUUGAAAUGGUACAGAAUUUGGUGUGCUUUGUUUUGUUGGAAAUAUUGCUUCCACAGUUCAUUCUCAGCAAAGUGCAUUGGACAAUAUCCUCCAAAAACGCAGUUUUCGGUGAAGAUAUCAUACUAACAUGUUAUUUAGAAGACAUAUCUACAAAUCCUAAAGAUUGUCCGGUACGUCAGUGGUCAGGCGGACCAAAACGAAUGGGUCUUGUGUACAACGGGUAUUCGUCUGAUAAGAACAAGUAUGAGGAAUAUAUAAAUCAGCAAUCCUUUGAAUUUUCGAUGAUUAUAAAAAACUUCACUGAGUUUGAUAUUAAUGUAAGUUACACUUGCUCCUGUGGAUUUCAUUCUUCAACAAAGAACUUGACACUAGACGUGAACACCUUUCAUUAUCCUCAGGCAGAAACAAUUACUACUUUUUCUGUGGAAAAUAAUUUUCUUCGAGUUUCACUUGACUUGCUUAAAGAGUAUCCUGUACCAAAUUGUUCCUUGUAUAUUGGUUCCAAUAAAGUGCCGGUUACGUACAAUAGGCAAACACCCCUUAAGUAUAAUGCUGAAUAUAUGUUAAAAGAAAAAGACUGUAGUGAGCAACUUGAGCUGAAGUGUACAUUUGGUAAUAUAGCAGAUCCAGUGAUCUUCAAAGGAAAUCAGACAUAUGAUUGUUCAGGUGAUAAAAGUAAACCAAGACAUUUAAAUGAUGCAACAACAACAGUUGCUUCACAUAAAGGCUCGACAACAACAACAUCUAUUUCAGUGGUAACUUUUGUCGCUGCUUUGCUUAUACUUACUGCAAUUAUUGCUUUGAUAUUGGUUGUUCGCAGAUUGAGGUACAGAGGUAGGAUGCCAGUUCAAACUUGAGAACGGGAAAGGAAGAAAAAUUAAUCAUAGUAAAGUGAAUAAUCAGUUAUUUAAAUGGGUAUUGUACGUAAUGUGAGCUGAAAACAACUGCGUCGACGCCAAUCUUCCAUUUAUUCAUUUUAGGUUCAACCUCAUUUUUUACGCUUUCCGAUAGGGGUAUAUAUAAUACAGACACUCGCAACAUUUAAGACAGAGACUAAGGGGGCCGUAUUCUGGUUUUAACACAUGCUAAUACAAUUAAUUAAUGUACAACGAAUGUAUUUAUAAAUUAUAUAAAUUUCCCAGAUUAUGAUUGGUCAUAUGGUAAUUGAUUAUUUAGUAAUUAUUAUUAUGUUUGUUAGAAAUAUUAAAAUAUUGAGUUUUAUUUAAAAUUGAUCACCAAUACUUGAUGAAUUCCAGGGGGGGGGUCUCUUCCUUAAUGAAGGUAUAUACAUAUCUGCCGCUUGAAUGGGUCCCUUUUUUGAUACGCCAAAUAUAUCAAUGGGGUUCAAUCUAACCGAGGAAAUAUAUCAAUAGGUAGUAAUUGACCAAUUGUGAUAUAUCAAUGGGUCAUAAUUUUUCAGUUUGUUGUGCAACGAUCUUCACUGAAUGGGUUAUGAUUUCGCUGUGAAAUAUAUGUAUAGGUAGGGAUUUCACAAUUAUUCAAUAUAUGAAUGUGGGGGGGGGGGUUUAAAUCCCAGCUGCACAACUGUACCCAAAAUCCCAUGUUGAGACCCCCCACCCCCUGUGAUGAAUUCUCUCCCGCUAUGAUGAGUUAUAAUUGAUAGUUAUUCCGUUACUUUUAUUUAAUACGUUGACUUUGACUUUGAGAACCACCUAUUAACUAUCUUAUAUUACUGACCAUGUUAUUUUACUUUACUAAAACCAAAAGAGUUAAUCAAAAGUGAUCUGUUUUGAAAGGGGAGGUAUGAUAAAUCCAGCUUUUUGCCAAAUUCUUAUAUCUUGUCAUUAAUAUUUAGAAAUAUGCAACAGUUUGAUGUAAUGUACAAAGAUGUUAAUGAUUAAGGAUAAAGCUGAGGCUCAUCUAUAUUUCGACCUUAAACUUUGCGUCACGUUUUAUCAUAUAUACGUCAACUUGGCAUGUUUAUGACGUCAUAGGACAUCACAAGUGACCGUUCUGUACUAAAGUGUCCAUAUUAUUAUAAUCUGUUCAUUUAUCAGAAAUCAAAAAUACUUUUGAAAGGCUUGAAUGAGUUUAGUAUUUUUGCAAUUACAGGGAACUUAUCAUACCUCCUUUUAAAGAAUACGUC
Mytilus californianus (California mussel) is the source of this 2128-nucleotide messenger RNA. RefSeq lists its product as uncharacterized. The coding region runs from base 27 to 878 and encodes 283 amino acids. The record is from RefSeq and is a predicted model, not a curated record. NCBI's taxonomy places the organism in Eukaryota, Metazoa, Mollusca, Bivalvia, Mytilida, Mytilidae. The transcript is spliced from 6 exons.